Molecule: messenger RNA, 621 nt
Organism: Suillus clintonianus
Lineage: Eukaryota; Fungi; Basidiomycota; Agaricomycetes; Boletales; Suillaceae
Exons: 1
Source: RefSeq, a predicted model, not a curated record
AUUUCAUCCCUCGCUCACGACCGUAUCCAACGAGCCCUCGACGCAGCGUGGGCUGACUCUACACUGCGCAAGUACAGGGGAGCGAUCCACAGCUUCUUGCUCUUCUGCGAGCAAGAAAACAUACCUCCUCCAGAACGCUGUCCUGCCAGCGAAGUUCUUUUGUGCGCAUUCGCAACCUCACGUUUGGGCACACUCGCAGGCGACUCCGUCCGCAACCACAUGUCAGCCCUUAAGGCUUGGCAUGCAUAUCACAACGCCCGUUGGAUGGGCGGAACUCGCCUACACUUCGUCCUCAAUGGUGUUUCCAACCUAGCGCCUUCUUCCUCUUUCCACCCUCCUCGACCACCAAUCACUCGAUCGAUGUUACUGGUGCUCGCUACACACCUCGACCCCACCAGCUAUUUCGACGCCUGCUGUUUGGCAGCGGCCUGUACGGCCAUGUGGGGACAGCUCCGACUUGGAGAGAUCCUUUCAUCCUGGGAGUCUUCAUUCCAGGAUGCCCACAUUUCCUUUAGACUUCACCUUUCCCCCCCCAUUAACCUCAACGGCUCUCGCAAACUUUUUCUUCCCUUCACAAAAGUGAAGAAAAACCGAGGGGAGGAAGUCGUCAUCUGCCGGCAA